Molecule: messenger RNA, 1848 nt
Organism: Lentinula edodes (shiitake mushroom)
Lineage: Eukaryota; Fungi; Basidiomycota; Agaricomycetes; Agaricales; Omphalotaceae
Exons: 2
Coding region: 192-1766 (524 amino acids)
Source: RefSeq, a predicted model, not a curated record
AUCAUUAUUCCCAGGCCUCUUUCUUUUCGUUCAUGAAUUAUUGAAUGAUGAAGCACAAAUGAUCUAUAGCCAGGCCAUAUAGCGGGAAUGACAAACGACAUAAUUACAAAGCAGAGAUACAUCUCGCAAGUGCUCUGUAUUGAAAUUUCCUGGGAUACUUCGACAGAAGGCGUAAGGUCAACUAGAAUCCUAUGUGCCCAUUAGAUCCAUUACGCGAAGCCGCCAGUGCAGAUGAAAACAACAAAAUACGAUCUUCACAUUCUCUACUUGUACUGGAGUCGGCGCUCGAUGGCCACAAAGUUUCUCUACCAAGCCAUUCUCCCAUUUGUCGACUACCCGUUGAACUCCUCAUCCGAAUCUUCCAUGAAGUACUCUCAGAACCUAUGUCUGUUCCUUUCGGCUGCGCCCAGCUUUGGUAUUUGGGACAUAUCUGUAUCCGUUGGAGAUUGAUAAUAUCCUCGGAAAUGCCUCUGCUGUGGUCUACCAUCGAAUUGAACUUCAGAUUGUCGGCACGCGCUGCUAGGUUUUCCCGUCACUCUACUGAAAUUAUUCGCAUUUGUCUUGAGCGGACGAGGAAUUGCCUUUUGACCAUUGCAUUCACUUGCCCAUCUGAUGUCGGUGCUACCACUCGAGACGACUGGCUUCGCUGUUUGGACACGCUAGUGGGGGUAUCCAAUCGAUGGAAGGUUAUUGACCUCUUCAUACCGAUAACAGUCCUAAGUCGACUCGUCCCGGCGAAAGGACACUUAGACUCACUCCAGACGUUGAACUUGAGCUUGGAGCCACAAAACGCGCGAUCAUUACCCCAUGCUAUGGACGUCUUCGAGGAUGCGCCUAAGCUGACUUCUGUCACAAUGAGCUCUCACCUAUCUUUGGAUUCCUUUCGGCUUCCUUGGAACCAAAUUACCAUCUAUCGAACUCAACGUAUGGAAGUACGGAAUUGUAUUGAAGUUUUGCGACUUACUCCCAACCUCCAUGCAUUACAUGCCAAAUUGGAGAGACCCCGUGGCAACAUUCUUGGAGAAUAUGCAAGUUCAGAUUCGGGGCAGCUCGGGGCGUUACUUCCUAUUUCACACCAGUCUCUUAAGUCUCUCAGCAUCAAUGUGCUCAUGCGUCCUGAGCAUGAGCAUGAGCUAUUCCAGGACCUCCUCCCGGUCCCAUCUAAUCCCGACAGAUCCAAACCACCAAUCGUCUUCCCCUCCCUCUUUGAUUUCCGUCUUGCAACCGGUCCAGGUUCUUUAGCAAAUUUCGCUGCGUUGUCACUGGCUGGAUCAUGCUUUGGUUCUUCAUUGACAAAGGUCACUAUUCGUAGUGUAUUUGACGCCCCUGCCGACUACUUAGGAGCCAGAGAGUUCCUCCUGGGCUUACCCAUGGUCCGCCAACUGGCAUUCGGAGUAUGUUUCCAUCACAAUCAAGACGUUGUGAACAUUCUAUAUGAGAUACUUUCUCCGCCCUCUCCGUCGAGUUCCGGGUCGAUCGGGGAGGUAGUGUUACCAAAACUUGAGGUACUGGUGCUAGAUAUCAAUUACGACGAUAGUCAAGGACUGUUCAUGCCAAGUUGGGUCAUGGAUCCGAUGAAAGAGAUGAUCCGGUCUCGAAGGAGGAGUGAUUUUGCGAGGCCGUAUGGGUGUGUACCUUUGCAAAAAUUUCACCUCUAUCUGGCAUCCUGGAAUACCCCGCGUCAGCCGUUUUCCAAAGGUCUUGAAGAAUUAAGAGAAGAGGGUUUCGAGAUUAGGGUUUUGCGAGGAUUAGCUGCACAAUUAUGAUUUGAAUCGCCAUACGUCCUUGAAACUAUCAAUCCUUCUUCACCAGCGUCUCGGACAAAACAUAAAACACAUGCUUUGAAAA